Messenger RNA from Leptopilina boulardi, 3236 nucleotides. Its product is annotated as zinc finger protein 569-like. Gene Ontology annotation, biological process: regulation of gene expression. Gene Ontology annotation, cellular component: nucleus. Lineage: Eukaryota; Metazoa; Arthropoda; Insecta; Hymenoptera; Figitidae. The record is from RefSeq and is a predicted model, not a curated record. The transcript is spliced from 3 exons. Bases 342 to 2939 code for a protein of 865 amino acids.
ACUUGUUUACAUUUCAGUUUAUUGACUACUUCUUUGAUUCUUUCUGUAUAUUUAAUUUUUGAUUAAUUUUCACUUAAUUGCUUCCAACGAUCUGACGUGCCUUUUAGAACUGUUGGACAUUAUGUGACAUUAUAAUUUGAUUGUUAGAUUAUAUUCGGAGUAAAGGAUCAAUCGCAAGGAAAAUCAAAAAUCAAAUCAAAAACCAUGGCCAAUCAGUGAGGAUAUUACGAUCAGCUUCAUCGAAAAAUGUAAAAAUUUCCAAUGAAACGAAAAAUUUGCAAAAUUUACAUUUAUCUAAUGAAGCAAAAAUUUUAGCCUUACACAAUAGAAACAAUAGUUUCAUGAAGAAGGAGAAAAAAAAUUUUUCAAUUAAAUUACAAUCGCGUACAAAAGUGUCAACAUGGAAUAAAAUUCAAAUGGAAAACUCCAAAUAUCAUCUUUUAUCUAGUGAAUUUAAUAAUAGAAUAGAAAAGAAAGAUAAAUAUUCAUGUCGAAAGUGUCAAAAACGUUAUAAAACACAAUUAAGUUUUACAUCACAUUUAAAAUUUAAUUGCAUUAAUGAAGACAACGACGGCGUCAAAAAAGAAGAGAAAGAAGAAAAAUUCAAAAUUCCAAAAUUUAAUAAAACAAGAAAAAAUUUAAAAUUCAAAAAUAAUUCUCAAAAAUUCCAGUUAAAAAAGAAUUCAAAAAAUUUAUCUCUCAAUGAAACGAAAAAUUCAGAAAAUAAAUCAAUACAAUUUAGAGAAAAUUUGGAAAAAUCAACAAUUAAUGAUUCUAAAAAGAAAAGUGAAGAAGAUUUAAAAACAAAUUUAGUAAAUUCUUUUAAAAAAUUAUCACCAAAUACAUGUUCAACGUGUGGAAAAUCAUUUGACAUUGAAUAUGGACUCGCUAGACAUAUUUCUCAAGGAUGUUUAAAUUAUCAUUACAAAUGUCCAUAUUGUGAUUAUCAAGAGGAUAAAUUAAUUCUUGCAUUUUGUCAUAUUCUAAAAAAACAUCCCGGAUUAAAAGUUUAUUUAAUCAAUAAAUUAAAAGGCAAUAAAUUAACAAUUAAUCGAAAAAUGGAAACAUAUUUAUGUAGCGUUCCUCUAUUUCGUUAUUCAAAUGUUGAUGAUUUAAAUAAAGAAAAAUUAAACAAUUCAACAAAUAAUAAUAAUAAUAGUAAAAAAUUAAUUAGCAAAAAAAGUGAGGUAAAAAUAAAUAUUGAAAAUCCCACGAAACAAAAUAGAAAAAAACUUCCAGUAGUAAGUGGAAAAACAACAGAAAUAAUUGAAUGUCCCGAAAAAUGUGGUAAAUUAUUUAAAAAUCAAAAUACAGCAAAUCAUCAUGUUAAAAAAUUUUGUGAACAAGUUAAACGAUUUAAAUGUGCAUAUUGUGAGGAAAAAUUUUCACUUUUUAAAUUAACAGCCAAUCAUAUUAAAAGUGAACAUUCAAAUGAAAUAAUUUGUGCCAUUAGUUUAAGUAAAAAAGUCAAAAUCUAUCAAAGAUCAAAUGAAACAAUUGAUGAUGGUUCAUUAAAAAAACGUAAACGAAAUGAUUCAUUGGGAAAUUCAUUGAAAAAAACAAAAAUAGAAAUAGAUGAUGAAAAUUUGAAAAUAAAAGUUGAUGAAAACAAAGAAUUGGAAGGAAAAAAUGAAAAUGAAAAUGAUCGUUCAAAACGUUUAAAAAGAGCUGUGAAAAAAGAAUCAAAAAAGCCAAUAAAUAAAAAGAAAAUUCUCUGUUCAAAUGGUUGUGGUAAAUUUUUUGCCUAUCCACAUACAAUGAAAUCACAUGUGAAAUUUUGCAUACUACCAAAACGUUAUCAAUGUCCAUAUUGUCCAAUAAUUUGUAAAGUAAUAGCCGAUAUUAAUAUGCACAUUAAAAGACAACAUCGUGGUAUGAAAAAUUAUUUUAUCGAUACAUUAAUUGAAGAAAUGGAGAAUCAAGAAAAUAAAAAUGCAAAUCCACCAAUUAUUAUUGAAAAGAGAAAAUUAAAUGUCAAAUGUCCUAAAUGUGAUCAACAAACUGAUGAUUUAUGGGAUCAUUUUAAAAAAUGUCCAAAAAAAAAUUCCGAAAUAGAAAAUAAAAUAGAAAAUAGUUGUGAGAAAAAAAUUCCAAAAAAAAAUUCCGAAUUACAAAUAAAUGAGAAAAAUUUGGAUAAAAAUCCAUUCGAUGAUAUUGAAUUUAUAAAUAUUCCUGAGACGGAAAAUUUUUCACAAUCACGUGAAAUAAAUGGUGAAUCAAAUGAUCUUAGCUAUUGGGAUAUUUUAGAUGAUCCAGAAGAGACUUUAAUUGAUAUUACAAAUGGCAGUGAUUCAGAUGGGGAAUUAUCGGAUAAAGAAUUAACCGAAGAGGCAUUAAAUGAAGAAAUAACAAAAUUUGUUCAAAUGGAAAAUGAAAAUGAUGCUAAAUUAAAAACAUUAAAUUCAUCUUCAAAUGAAAUUCCAUGUCCAAAUAAUUGUGGUUGUAAAUUUACAAAACAUAUGUUAAAAUAUCAUUUACGUUUAUGUGUAUCAAAACCAAUAAGAUUUAAAUGUCCACAUUGUGAAUAUUUUACGCAAGAGGAAUUAAAUGGUUUUAAUCAUAUUAAAAAUCAACAUCCAAAUGAAGAUAUUUCACUUAUUGAUCUUAUUACAAGAAAAGAAGUUCAUCCAAAAAUUAAAGAAACAAUCAUUGAUGUUGAUGAUGAAGAUAUUGAAUGUGUGGAUAUUGUUAGCAGUGAAUCAGAUGAUAGUGAUGAUGAUGACGAUGAUGAUGAUGAUAGUGUAGAAAAUAUGGAAUUUAUUGAAUCAAAUGAAGCGGAUGAUAGUUCAAUAAUGUUCUUUCGAUGUCGUUAUUGUGAUUAUACAACGAAAAAACCAGAGGAAGGAUAUGUACAUAUGAAGCUGAAGCAUUUUAAUGAAAAUAAUUCCAUGAUUCCUGUCAAGUCUUCAAACAUCGAUGAAAUAGAAAUAAUUGAUUGAAUUUUUGAUUAUUUAAUUUUUUUCCAGGAUUCAUCGUUUCUCAAUUUUUGAUGUAUUCAUUCCAAGUCAUCAAUCGGUAUAUUUUUUGAUAAAUAUUUCGUUAUCUUUGUUUCCAAAGAAACAGUUGUAAGAACUCUAAAAUUAUAUUAAAACUUUUAUUGAUGUUAUUUAAAGUGUUCGUUUUUUGAAGCAAAAGUUAUAUUUAAAAAUAAUUAUUCUCAAAUAUCCGUAAUUUCAUGUUAAAAGUUGAAAUCUUCUACAUAUAUUAUAUAAUAAUUAUUCGUUUGUUGUAUACUA